Molecule: messenger RNA, 1557 nt
Organism: Didymella exigua CBS 183.55
Lineage: Eukaryota; Fungi; Ascomycota; Dothideomycetes; Pleosporales; Didymellaceae
Exons: 1
Coding region: 298-1449 (383 amino acids)
Source: RefSeq, a predicted model, not a curated record
UUGAUCAUCGCCGUUGACGUUGAUCAUCGCCGUUGACGUUGAUCCACUCCCGCUCGGUGGCUGACAGGGCCCCCCUGUUCAGCCGCCCCUCAUACGUCAGUCUGUCCAACCUCGAGACCUUGCUUUGGCAUCCAGCACACGCUUUCGCAGUCCUAACGUGUCUCAGUGGCCUGCGCGUCUUCACAUUGCACCACUCCUCGUUUUGUUCAUCAGAGGCCCCAUUCACGAUUCUGCACCUUAGCAAUCAAUCCGCGAGAUUGUUCAGAGCAUUCCUGACAAUCAGAGGCAAGAUUGACAAUGUCGACAAGGCCUCAAGCCCCCGGGCCAAACUCCACCACAGCAGCACAAUCAAAGCAACCUCGCUCCCGCAAAGCAGCAAACCCAGAGCCAUCCACCGCUGGCCGGGCAGGCUCAGCGGGCGGUGUCAUGCUUCCGAAAGAGGCAGUCAAGAAAUCAUCGGCCUCUAAAGCCGUCCCGACUCCAGCCAAAGACACAACCACGCAAGACGCGCCCAAGAAGAAGCCCAGGAAACUCAACAAAGACCCUACGUCCGCAUCUUCAAUCACACCCGCCACGAAACGCGGCGUCUCGACUGGAGCAGCCGAGCUCGAAGCACUGAAAGCGCGCGUCCGCGGCCUGGAAGCCAAAGUCGAGGAACUCUACAAGACCGCGCCUCCAACAGCGACACCGCGCUCGCCACGGCGCCGAGGCAAAGGACGGAAGAACUCGAGUGCAACCACGACGGCGACGCUCGGUACCUUGUCGCAGAAGAAGGAACAGCAGGAACACGUCCAGGAGGAGGACGAGGAAGCAGACGAAGAGCUCGGCAGGCUCGAAGACGAACUCGAGACCGCACGCCAAGACCUCGCCCUAUACAACCCCACAUCACGGCCGCGAGCAAGGCCAACCGCAUCCGACGACACGGACCAUGUGGAGGAGAUACCCAGAGAAAAACCGGGAGUCGGUGCCGGCAGCGACAGGCAGGUGACCCUCAGCGGCUCCUACCGCAUCCCGCUCCCCGCAACCCUCAACCCAGAAGACGUCAAGACGAUCCAGUCCGGCGUGUCGGCGGCCCAGAACGUCGCGCGCUCCUUCCUCGACCAGCGUCGCGCAAACCAAGCACUCCGCACCGCCCAGGCGGACGCCGGCCCCCCGCCACCGCCCACGCCCUCGGCUCCCAAAGCACGAAAAAACAAGGACAACGUCGAGCCAGAGCUGCACCUCAGCACCGAUGCGGCGGGGAAGCAGAGCUGGGGCGAGUGGAUCGGCGGGUACAGUGUAGCGAUCAGCCGGGCGGUGAAGAGCAUCGAGCACGAAGCGGCGAUGGAGGCGCAGAGUCAGGACGCGCGGCCGGCGUCGGCUCGCGCGGGGAGCGGGACGGCGAGGAAGAAGAGACCGGGUGCCAAGACGGCAUUGAGUGGUGAGCAGGUGGAGGGGUUGAUGAGCUGACUGGUGGUCAUGCAUACCAGAUGGCGUUUGGAAUACAUAUUCGAAUGCGGACUAGGAAUCACGUGGUGUUGAAUAUUGCGUCUCGCGUUGUACAUGCUGAAAACUGUC